UCCUCCCCUCCUCUCCCCGUCCAACUUUCUCUCUAUACUUCCGCUCUCUCUCUCUCUCUCUAAAUUUUUUAGUAAUUAAUCUCCCCACUCCAGCCAAGAACCCCCGUCCAACUUUCUCUCUCUAGUUCCGUUUUCUCUCUCUAAAAAUUGUAGUAAUUAAUCGCUCCAGCCAAGAGCCCCGGCCAACUUUCUCUCUCUAGUUUCGCUUUCUCUCAAAAUUUUAGUAAUUAAUUCCGAACCCCUCUCUAACCUCCUCUCCCUCUCUCUCUCUCUCUUUUCUUUUUCAGGUAACUCAUGCCCUUGCGCUUAUCCCUCUCUCCUUCUCUCGGCAACAUUCUCUCUCUAACUUUUGCCGUUUUCCGGCAUUGUUUUGCCGGAAUACGGCCAUAUUUCGACGGAGUACCUAGAAAACAGAGGAGAGAUGGAUGAAUAUUUGCAGUUGUUUGUGAGUGAAACAGAUUGGUACAACAGCAUUGUAUUGGGUUCUCUUUUGCCUGAAAAUUUAUGGAAGCCUCUGGCACAUGUAUUGCAGUCAUGGCUUCGCAACUACAUUGCAGGGAGCCUGGUCUACUUCAUUUUUGGUGGCCUCUGGUGCUUCUACAUUUACUAUCUCAAGCGCCAUGUCUACUUUCCUAAAGAUACUAUACCCUCAAAAGAGGCAAUACUCCUUCAAAUCUGGGUUACCAUGAAAGCAAUGCCCUUGUACGUGUCACUCCCAACUGUUUCAGAGUACAUGGUUGAGAAAGGUUGGACUAGAUGUUAUUCAAGUAUUAGUGAAGUUGGAUGGCUGGCCUAUAUUGCGCUUCUUAUAGCAUAUCUAGUUAUCGUGGAGUUUGGGAUUUACUGGAUGCAUAGAGAAUUGCAUGACAUAAAGCCUUUAUACAAAUACCUUCAUGCUACUCAUCACAUUUACAACAAGCAGGAUACACUCUCUCCUUUUGCAGGUUUGGCUUUCCAUCCUCUUGAUGGUGUACUACAAGCUUUGCCACAUGUUAUUGCUUUCUUCAUCGUUCCGACCCAUUUCUUUACGCAUGAGCUGCUGCUCUUUUGUGAGGGGGUGUGGACUACCAAUAUACAUGACUGUAUCCAUGGAAAUGUGUGGCCUGUAAUGGGUGCUGGCUACCACACCAUACACCAUACCACCUAUCGCCACAACUAUGGACAUUAUACUAUUUGGAUGGACUGGAUGUUUGGUACCCUCAGUGAUCCCGUUUCAAAGCCAAAGAAGGCAUCAUAGUUUCUCUCUCUCUGGUGGAUUUUCGCAGUGAUGCAUGCUCUAUAUUGGGUAUUUUAUUUUUCUCUUUCUCAUGUCUUAUAUGUGCUUGCCAUCAUGCGAUGUAUAUUUCCUUGUUUUGGUUUUGUUGUGCUGGUUGGUAGUUGGAUUGUUCCACAACAAUCACAAUUCAAGAUAGGGUUGGGGAUUCUGAAUGAUCUGAAAUUGCUUUAUAUCUAUUAUGGUGGCUGCUGGACAUUGGAACAAUGAUGGUCCUGCUUCAGUGUUGAUUCA
Molecule: messenger RNA, 1507 nt
Organism: Amborella trichopoda
Lineage: Eukaryota; Viridiplantae; Streptophyta; Magnoliopsida; Amborellales; Amborellaceae
Source: RefSeq, a predicted model, not a curated record